Messenger RNA from Alnus glutinosa, 1138 nucleotides. RefSeq names its product germin-like protein subfamily T member 2. Lineage: Eukaryota; Viridiplantae; Streptophyta; Magnoliopsida; Fagales; Betulaceae. Gene Ontology annotation, molecular function: manganese ion binding. The transcript has a single exon. Gene Ontology annotation, cellular component: cell wall. Bases 283 to 951 code for a protein of 222 amino acids. The record is from RefSeq and is a predicted model, not a curated record.
GAAAUUGUCAAACCCCACUAACCCCAAGCAAUUUAAACUUCGAUCAACCUUAUCAUCUGCUGGGCUUGUAUGCCCGCUGAUCAUCAGUUGACCUUUUCGUUUGUUGCUACUCUCAUUCAUGAUGUUUGCCACGGAGAAAUUAAUGGGGUUUUCGGCAUGGGAAAAAAGAUAUAAAUAGAACCAUAUAUGAUCUUCAACCACUAAACUACCCGAGUAUUAUAUAUCUUCAACAACCCAAUUAAUUACGUACCUCUAGAAAGCAAGCCUGCUCCAUCAGCUACGAUGAAUUCAUCAAGUAGUUCAUCCUUCUACAUGCUAUCUUGCCUCGUCGUGUUAGUGCUUCUCCCUUUGCCAUCCCUCUUGGCUGACCCUGACUCAUUACAAGACUUUUGUGUCGCUGAUUUGAGUGCCUCUACGUCAAUUAAUGGCUUUCUUUGCAAACCAGCAUCAAAUGUAAGUUCAGAUGAUUUUUUCUUUGAUGGACUGAGCAAAGAGGGAAACACAACAAACAUCUUUGGCUCGAAUGUCACCGCAGCUAAUGUCCUUACAUUUCCUGGACUUAACACUCUUGGGAGUUCAAUCAACCGAGUGGACUUUGCCAUUGGAGGAGUUAAUCCACCCCACUCUCACCCUCGUUCAACUGAGACUGAUCUGGUUAUUUCAGGGCAGGUACUUGUCGGGUUUGUGACAACUGGGAACGUGUAUUUCUCAAAAGUUUUGACUGCUGGACAGAUCUUUGUCAUUCCUAAAGGACUUGUACAUUUCCAAAAGAAUGUUGGACCAGGGAAGGCCCUUAUCUUCACCACUUUCAACAGCCAAUUACCAGGGGCUGCCGUCGUCCCAUUAAAUCUCUUUGCUUCAACACCAUCGAUUCCUAACGACGUGUUGACUAAGACCUUCCAAGUAGGAGAUGAUGUUGUCAAUUCCAUUAAAUCCAAGUUCGGUUCUUAAGCUCAUGAGGCCUUCCGCAUAGCCUCCCAUGCAUUGAUUUGAAGACUGUGUAAUAGUGCUUUUGAUAAAGCUUGCCUCCAUUUUUUCAUGCUGUUAUUCAUCAGGUUACCUGUCUGUUUUGUAAUGGUUAUUCACUUGUUCUUUAAUUAUACAAUAAAGGUUUUUAUCUGUUAUUCAAAAGUUUAUA